ACUGUAUACUGUGGUACCUUUGGAGCCCUCGCAAAAGCAUCGGACCAGCUACCACAAACCAUCCGUUUUCUUACAGGGGCAGUUAACGCUCGCUCAACACAGCAGCAGUAGUCCAUUUCGCGUAGGGUAGGAGACUGCUCUAGUUGACGAGUUCAAGCCUGCCGUACAGCGCUUUCCAAGGUAGGCUACCCUACUUUGGAGUGGAGCAGAAAUUUUGGACGCGUGCAUCUCUAUUGGGAAAACAGGACACAGCAAAAACACAAUAUUUGACAAGACAAUAAAAAUCGAAAAGAAAGAUAACAUUAUCGAGCGCCUUGACCUAGCAUUGAUGCAUCGACCGAGGCGGAGGCUAUUCUGCACCCACAAGAGACCAGAGACUGAUGCAGGGUUGAGUGUUUGUUUUUUUACCUUAGUUAGCGUGUUUUACACCUAAAUAUUUGAAAAUAACUUCGGGGAAAUGACGUUCAGUCCAGUCCAUUAGCGCUCACGAUACAUUCGGCUUCCUUUGUUUUUGCAUCAAUGUGAAGUGGAUUUUGAUGCGGACAGAUACCCCGCUCGCUGUAUGGUUGUCUUUCGUAUUCGGAGUCUUGGCUAGCUCGCUAGCAAGCAAGCCAGCAGCAUAACGUAUAUUAAAGUGAAUACAGGAAAGGAAUAACAUCCCGUUUCCAUGGACAACACGUCCAUCAUAACCCAGGUUGCAAAUCCAAAGGAGGAGGAAAUCAUUUCUUCAAGUCAAGAGAAAGUUUCCCAGUCCAACAGCAGCCUAAAGAAGCACAGGAGCAGGAGCAUCUUCAGCCCCUUCUUCUGCUGUUUCCGUAACUACAAUGUGGAACCGCCCGCCCCCAACAACAAGCCCUGCGCCCUACCCCCGCCGGCCGAGGAGAACGGCAGCCCCCCCAAGUGUGACCAGGUCCAGGUCAUCCCCAUUCCUAAUGUACGUGCUUCUCCGGCCAAAUACCUCCUCCCUGAGGUCAGCAUCAACGAGUACAGCAAAAACUGUGUGGUGAUCGAUCUUGAUGAGACCUUGGUGCACAGCUCUUUCAAGCCCAUCAGCAAUGCAGAUUUCAUUGUCCCGGUGGAGAUCGACGGAACCGUUCAUCAGGUGUAUGUCCUCAAGAGACCUCAUGUGGAUGAGUUUCUGCAGAAGAUGGGCGAGCUCUUUGAGUGUGUGCUCUUCACAGCCAGCUUAGCCAAGUAUGCGGACCCCGUGGCGGACCUGCUGGACCAGUGGGGGGUGUUCCGGGCGCGGCUCUUCAGGGAAUCAUGCGUGUUCCAUCGAGGGAACUACGUCAAAGACCUCAGCCGACUGGGCCGGGAGCUCAGCAAAGUCAUUAUCGUGGACAACUCCCCCGCCUCCUACAUCUUCCACCCAGAGAACGCUGUCCCAGUGCAGUCGUGGUUCGACGACAUGACAGACACCGAGCUACUGGACCUCAUCCCUGUCUUCGAGGGCCUCAGCCGAGAGUCGGAAAUUUAUACCAUGCUACAGAACCUCCGGGCCAGGUAGCACCAUGUCCACCCACACCCCUCACCCUCCUCCACUGUCCCACCUUUCAACCUCCCUCUCCUGCCUCAGAGCUCUCCGGGCCGGCACACACACACACACAUACGCUGUGCUGCAGCUCCGGCUAAGACUCGGGCUGUUCUGGUGCUCGCCUGGAGGGGGCGACAGUCUUACCUACGGGGCAUGGAAGGAGGCGGUGAUAUACGCUCACAUGGCCACACCCUCAAGGGUGGAGUCCAAACAAACACCCUGCCAUCUAUGGACUCGGACACCAGUGAGACGGUUGGCAAGGAGACGUGUACAUAAUAUAUGUUUGUAAUUCUGAUUCGAAUGAUCCACAUGGAACGAAAAGAAAGACAACUAAAACGACCUACUUUUUUAUACCAGAGGGAGACAAGAGUUAAGUAUCCUCUUGAGUCCUAUAUAUUUACCAAAAAAAAAAAAGUUGAUAAAAAACAAAACAAAAUAAACAAAACAAAAGCAAAUAGUUAUUUUCAGAGAGGUCUUGAAGACCACAGACUGUCGUCUCGUUUCUGUUCUCCCUAUGCAGGCAGUCUCUCUCUCGGUCAGCAGCGGUUCCAACAACUGUGAUUAUCUUCUCUUAACCCAACCAAGUGCCUUCUGACUGGUCUUUGUAUGAGGAUGAUGACAUUUUUUUUAUGCUGCAUAUUUACAGAGAACUCGAACCUUUAAAAAAAGUACACACUAAAGAAGUGGAGAAAUAUGUCUUUCAUUUGAAAUCCUAUUUAUGAAGAGGACUUUCCAAGUGCGUUGCCACAAGUAUCUAAAGAAUAUUUACUGAUCAACGGCUUAGAUUGACUCUAAGAUUUGUUCUUAAAUUUUGACAAAAUAUAUUGUCUUACGGUCAUUAUUUUAUGGUGUUUGCAUUAAUGGGCUAAUUGCAAUAUGACAUAUUAUGAGAUGAUAUGAUAUACAGUAUAACGCGAAAAUAGCUGUAUUUGUUAAUCAACAGCAAGCCAGUACAAUUGCAAUUUGAUGUGAUUUUAUCAUGAAGAAAAUAAACAAUGCAGACAGUUUCUGAAUCAUCUCCUGCAUUUGAUUGAAUUAAUCUAUUUUGACCAAACUGUAAAACAUAUAUCAAUAUAUCCUAAAGUGUAAUUGAAAACAAAUUGCAAGUAUGUCAAAACUUAACAGAAUAGCAUAUACAAGUCUUGAAUCAUGUUCCAGUGAUAAGUGGCAUUAUUAAAAUAAGUUGGUUCUCUG
Molecule: messenger RNA, 2728 nt
Organism: Clupea harengus (Atlantic herring)
Lineage: Eukaryota; Metazoa; Chordata; Actinopteri; Clupeiformes; Clupeidae
Gene: ctdspla
Product: CTD small phosphatase like a
Molecular function (GO): RNA polymerase II CTD heptapeptide repeat phosphatase activity
Source: RefSeq, a predicted model, not a curated record